AACUACUUCCAACAAAGAGUCAUAAAUGUACUUCUAUGUUUAAUACUACAAAACAAGUAGUUAAAGCUUUAACUAAAUAGUCUUAAUUACUAUAGUUUUUUAAAAUUUUUACGUACUUUUUUUUUAUAAAAAAUAAUUUCAAUUGAGAAAAAAUACCAACAUUAUACCAUAAUACAUACAUUUACAUUGCCAGAAUUACCCAUUAUUUUUUUCCCCAAUAUCCCAAACAAAAUGCUUUGAAGAAGCCUGAUAAGGUCUUUUUACAACAAGAAAAAAAAAAAUGCAAAAUCCUCCAGCAGUCAAUCUCGAACCCGGUCGAAAGGAAAGGGACGAGGGAGCAGGAAUCGUAGUACGCUACAGUACUAGCAUUUAAAGCAAAGCCAAUCACGUCAAUAACCGUCCUCUCUUGCUUUCUCUCUCCGUUAGAUUUUACUCUCUCUCACUUUCGUCAUUCCUUCUCUUAUUCUACUUAUAAUUUCAGCUUCCAUUAUCGUUUGCAUCAUAAAACAACCGCCUAGAUCCCCAGUUCACACUAUUUAUAAUAUGAAAUUGGAAAUGGGAACCCUGAGUGAAUAAUUGUAAUUUAAAGUUUGAAGGACCAAAACAGCGGUUAGGGUUUUAUUUUGUUGUGGCCAAGACUGCAUCUAGGUUUGGCUUUUGAGGAAUGGCAGAGAAAUCGUGUGUUAAGCGUCUUCAGAAAGAAUAUAGAGCACUUUGUAAGGAACCGGUUUCUCAUGUUGUUGCUCGUCCUUCCCCAAAUGACAUUUUGGAGUGGCAUUAUGUGCUCGAAGGGAGUGAAGGAACACCUUUUGCAGGUGGGUAUUACUAUGGGAAAAUCAAGUUCCCUCCAGAGUAUCCCUACAAACCUCCCGGAAUCACCAUGAUAACCCCCAAUGGGCGGUUUAUGACACAGAAGAAAAUAUGCUUGUCCAUGAGUGAUUUUCAUCCUGAAAGUUGGAACCCUAUGUGGUCUGUAUCGAGCAUACUCACAGGGCUUCUCUCUUUCAUGAUGGAUAACAGUCCUACCACUGGCAGUGUGAACACAACUGCUGCGGAGAAGCAACGCCUGGCAAAAACUUCCCUUGCUUUUAACUGUAAGAACCCAACUUUCAGAAAAUUGUUUCAAGAGUAUGUGGAUAAGUACAACAAGCAGCAGCAGCCUGUUUCAGAGCAUUUAUCACCAGAAUCUCCUCGAGGAGACAAUUCGAAACCUGAGGCAGAAAAACUUGUUAACUCUUCAAGGGAAGAUGUUAAAAAAGUAGAUACCCUGAGGGAUACUAGAAGAAAAAGAAAACAGUCAUUCCCAACAUGGAUGAUGUUGUUGCUAGUUUCCAUCUUUGGUAUCGUAAUGGCGUUGCCACUGCUUCAACUUUGA
Durio zibethinus is the source of this 1375-nucleotide messenger RNA. Lineage: Eukaryota; Viridiplantae; Streptophyta; Magnoliopsida; Malvales; Malvaceae. The record is from RefSeq and is a predicted model, not a curated record.